Messenger RNA from Tribolium madens (black flour beetle), 746 nucleotides. RefSeq names its product platelet-activating factor acetylhydrolase IB subunit beta homolog. Bases 69 to 737 code for a protein of 222 amino acids. The record is from RefSeq and is a predicted model, not a curated record. The transcript is spliced from 4 exons. NCBI's taxonomy places the organism in Eukaryota, Metazoa, Arthropoda, Insecta, Coleoptera, Tenebrionidae.
GAAAAAAUAAUAAUCACAGAGGUUAGACAGUGUGCACAUGUUGGGUACUUCACAAGCCGAAUUUCGAAAUGAAUCCUUGCGUAAUCCCGAAAUUAUCCGAAGAUCACGAUGGCGAUGAGCGGAAAUUGAGUAUGCACAACCGUUUCGUCCAACAAGCACGCACCUGCGAAUCCGAGGUUUUAUUCAUCGGCGAUUCAAUCAUUGAACAAUUACAGUUUUCUUCUUUAUGGCUUGAAAAAAUCAGUGCUUUGCAUUGUGUCAAUUUCGGGAUAGGUGGCGACAGAGUCGAGAAUGUGUUAUGGCGGAUCCAAAAUGGCGAACUCGAUUUUAACGUCAAAUUGAAAGCUGUGGUGCUAUUCGUGGGGACUAAUAACACCGAUUGCACCCCACAUGAGAUUUUUGAGGGGAUUUUGGAGAUUAUUAAGGAGAUUAAACAUAGAUUGGGGAAUGUUUUUGUUAUUUUACCGACUUUAUUACCACGUGGGCAGUACUCUAACCCGUAUAGGGAGAGGAACGAACAUGUUAAUACUUUUCUCAUUGAUAAGUUUUCGAAUGAAGCAAAUGCUGAUGAACUUACUGAAAAUGUUCAUGUUGUUGAAAUUCAUCACAAUAUUGUACAAAACGACCAAACUAUUUCGCAUCAUAUCAUGCAUGAUUAUCUGCAUUUGACCAAUUCGGGGUAUUUGAAGGUGUUUGGGCCCGUCUAUGAGAAACUUUGUACUCUUUUGAAUAAAUAAUUGAUUAAU